AUGAUGACCUCUUAUUCUGUACACUCCUCGAAGUCUUUCAUGGAGGCAAUGCAGAGUAUGAUUCAAGCCUCUGAAUUGUUCAACGUGGAUCUUUCGAAAAUUGUAGUUCCAGAAUAUGAUAAUAGCAAAAACGUCAAGGAUAAAGAGCCAGAAGGCACUAAGUUAGCUGUUUUGGCGCAAGAUAAAAAUGAAUGGGACGACAUUUAUGAAGAAUUUAACGAUAUUUCCUUUGAAAAAUUGAAUGACAUUAUAAGUUCUUAUAAUGAAGAGGAUUCUUUGAAGGUAUUCAAAAAUUUAUCAAGGCUCCUAAACACUUGUUCCACGGAACUACCAAAAGAUAUUCUACCUGAGUCAACAUUGCAGCUCUUAUUUACUCAUGAAACUAUUGAUUUGGAAAAAGAACUACUCAAUUUACUGGGAACAGAGAAUAUCGAAUUAAUAUCAUUUCUUCUACAAAAUAAAGCAAAAAUUACCUCUCAGCCAUUAGAUAAUGUACUGUGGCUUAUAAAUAAUUCAGAUGAUUCGAAUACGCACCUUACAGAGGAAGAUAUCCGAAAUCAAGUACUUGAAAAUGCACGUAUUGCAAAAAAUCAGAAGUUGGAUCAAGCUGAAAAGAUAAUAAAAUAUCCCCAUGUAUUCAGAAAAUAUGAAUCCAACACCACUUCAUCCUUGAGUUUUUCGGGGCAGAAGUUUUCUCUUCCAGUGGGAACAACAAGGCAAUCUCUACAGACACAUGAAGAAAUUAUCAUUCCAGCCGCUGAUUCUUCUAAUUCAAGACCUUUUCUUUAUACUAAAUUAUUAGAAGUCGAGGACCUAGAUGAGUACUGUAAAGCAGUAUUUAAUUAUGAUACCUUAAAUCAAAUUCAAUCCCUAGUUUAUCCGGUUGCUUACAACACAAAUGAGAAUAUGUUAGUGUGUGCUCCUACAGGUGCCGGUAAAACCGAUAUUGCAUUACUGACGAUUUUAAAUAAUAUAAAGCAGUUUUCUUCCGUAAAUGAAGAGGGUGAAAUUGAUAUCCAGUAUGAUGAUUUCAAAAUUAUCUAUGUUGCUCCCUUAAAGGCCCUUGCAGCAGAAAUUGUCUCGAAAUUCAGUAAAAAGUUGUCAGUUUUUGAUAUAAAAGUGAGAGAACUUACAGGUGAUAUGCAGCUCACGAAAGCAGAAAUACUUGAAACACAAGUAAUUGUUACAACUCCUGAAAAAUGGGAUGUUGUAACACGUAAGGCCAAUGGUGAUAACGACCUUGUUUCAAAAGUGAAACUGCUUAUUAUAGAUGAGGUUCAUCUGUUACAUGAAGAUAGGGGUUCUGUUAUUGAAACGUUAGUUGCUCGUACUUUAAGACAGGUGGAAAGCUCGCAAUCUAUGAUUCGAAUUUUGGGUCUCUCAGCAACUUUACCAAAUUUUAUGGAUGUUGCUGACUUUUUAGGAGUCAAUAGGCAGGUUGGUAUGUUUUACUUUGAUCAGUCCUUCCGUCCUAAACCAUUAGAGCAACAGUUACUUGGUUGCCGUGGGAAAGAUGGCAGUAAACAGAGUAAAGAAAAUCUUGAUUCUGUUUCGUAUAAAAAGUUGAUUGAAAUGGUACGACAAGGUUCUCAGGUCAUGGUUUUUGUCCAUUCAAGAAAAGAAACAUCUAAGAGUGCCAAGACAUUUAUUAAGAUGGCCCAAGAAAAUAAUGAAACAGACUUAUUUUGUCCAAGUCCUUCAACAAAAGACCUCUACUCAAAGCAAAUAGCAAAAAACAGAGAUAAAGACUUGAAAGAAAUAUUUCAAUUUGGUUUCGGUACUCAUCAUGCCGGUAUGUCUCGUUCUGAUCGUAAUCUCACAGAAAAGUUAUUCAAGGAAGGAGCUAUCAAAGUAUUAUGCUGUACGGCAACGCUCGCUUGGGGUGUCAACUUGCCAGCUGAUUGUGUUAUUAUCAAAGGUACACAGAUAUACGACUCAAAGAAAGGUGGUUUUGUGGACCUUGGAAUUUCAGACGUUAUUCAAAUAUUUGGCCGUGCUGGUAGACCUGGUUUUGGUUCUUCCCACGGUAUUGGUAUUUUAUGUACAUCAAGCGCUAGUUUAGAUCAUUACGUAUCUUUGAUAACACAGCAACAUCCAAUUGAAUCGAGAUUUGGCGCUAAGCUGGUAGAUAAUUUGAAUGCAGAAAUAUCUUUAGGUACAGUGACAAAUGUGGACGAGGCUAUCCAGUGGCUUGGUUAUACAUAUAUGUUUGUACGCAUGAGGAAAAACCCAUUCACAUAUGGUAUCGACUGGGAAGAGAUCGCUUCGGACCCUCAACUAUAUGACAGGAGGAAGAAAAUGAUUAUUACUGCAGCAAGGAGAUUACACUCUUUACAGAUGAUCGUUUUCGAUGAAGUGUCCAUGCAUUUUACUGCUAAGGAUCUGGGCAGAGUUUCAUCUGAUUUCUAUUUGUUGAAUGAAUCUGUUGAGAUCUUUAAUCAAAUGUGCAACCCAAAAGCCACUGAAGCAGAUGUCCUUUCAAUGAUUAGUUACAGUAGUGAAUUUGAUGGUAUUAAAUUCAGAGAAGAAGAAGCCUCGGAGCUGACUAGGCUGACAGAUAAUUCAGUUGAAUGUCAAAUAGCGGGGGCUGCUGAUACACCGCAAGGAAAGACUAAUAUUUUGCUACAAGCUUAUAUAUCGCAAGCAAGAAUAUUUGAUUCUGCUUUAUCAUCAGACUCCAACUAUGUCGCUCAAAAUGCUGUGAGAAUUUGUCGAGCUUUGUUCUUGAUCGGUGUCAAUAGGAGGUGGGGUACUUUUUCCAAAGUAAUGUUGAACAUAUGUAAGUCUAUUGAGAGAAGACUUUGGUCAUUUGAUCAUCCCAUGUGCCAAUUUGAUUUACCGGAGCCUAUUCUCGGCCAACUUCGAAGCAAAAACCCUUCUAUGGAGCAUCUUCUUGAUUUAGAAGAGGAUGAAUUAGGCGAGCUAGUCCAUAACCAGAAAAUGGGGCGUAAGUUAUAUACACUAUUAAGCCGUUUUCCAAAAAUUAUCAUAGAAUCCGAAAUUUUCCCUAUUACCACCAAUGUCAUGCGUAUUCAUGUUUCUUUAGAGCCUGCUUUUAUUUGGGAUAUCAGAAUACAUGGUGAUGCCCAGUUUUUCUGGGUAUUUGUUGAAGAAUCCAAUAAGUCAGAAAUUCUUCAUUUUGAAAAGUUCAUAUUAAACCGAAGACAGCUGAAGCACGCUCAUGAAAUGGAUUUCAUGAUCCCAUUGUCUGAUCCAUUACCGCCACAAGUUGUUAUAAAGGUCGUUUCUGACACUUGGAUAGGUUGUGAAAAUACUAAUGUCGUCUCUUUCCAACAUUUGAUCCGACCAUACAAUGAAACAUUACAAACAAAAUUGGAGAGAUUGAGGCCUUUGCCAGUAUCUGCUCUUCAUAAUCCUCUGGUUGAAUCUAUUUAUCCCUUCAAAUAUUUUAAUCCUAUGCAAACUAUGGUUUUCCAUACUUUGUAUAAUACAUCCGAAAAUGUGUUUGUUGGUUCACCUACAGGUUCUGGUAAAACUGUCGUUGCUGAACUUGCGAUUUGGCAAGCAUUUAGAGAUUUUCCAGGCUCUAAAAUUGUAUAUAUUGCUCCUAUGAAAGCUUUGGUUCGUGAAAGAGUGGACGAUUGGAGAAAAAAAAUCACACCUGUCACGGGUGAUAGAGUUGUUGAAUUAACUGGUGAUUCUCUCCCAGACCCACAGGACGUCAGAGAUGCUACUAUUAUUAUUACUACGCCUGAAAAGUUUGACGGUAUCUCACGUAAUUGGCAGACGCGUAGAUUUGUACAAAGCGUUUCUCUAGUUAUCAUGGAUGAAAUUCAUUUGUUAGCUAGUGAUCGUGGCCCAAUCCUAGAAAUGAUUGUUAGUCGUAUGAAUCAUAUAUCUUCUCAGACUGCUCAGCCUGUCCGUUUAUUAGGCAUGUCAACAGCUGUGUCUAAUGCACACGAUAUGGCAGGCUGGUUGGGUGUCAAGAACAAUGGUCUUUAUAAUUUUUCUUCCAGCGUACGUCCUGUGCCAUUAAAAAUGUACAUUGAUGGUUUUCCAGAUAAUUUAGCCUUCUGUCCCUUAAUGAAAACGAUGAAUAAGCCAGCGUUUAUGGCUAUUAAGCAACACUCCCCAGAUAAGCCAGCCCUGAUUUUUGUAGCGUCCCGUAGGCAAACAAGAUUAACGGCGUUAGAUUUGAUUCAUCUUUGUGGUAUGGAAGAUAAUCCAAGGAGGUUUUUGAACAUUGAUAAUGAUGAUGAAUUAAGAUACUAUCUUUCACAGGUAACUGAUGAAACCUUGAAACUGUCUCUGCAAUUCGGUAUUGGUUUACAUCAUGCUGGUUUAGUUGAAAAAGAUCGUUCCAUCUCGCAUCAUUUAUUCCAAAAUAAUAAGAUUCAAAUUCUUAUUGCAACUUCUACUUUGGCGUGGGGUGUUAAUUUACCAGCACAUCUAGUCAUUAUUAAGGGUACGCAGUUCUUCGAUGCAAAGAUCGAAGGAUAUAGGGACAUGGAUCUGACUGAUAUAUUACAAAUGAUGGGUAGGGCUGGUAGACCAGCAUUUGAUACUUCAGGUACCGCCAUUGUCUAUACAAAGAACUCCAAAAAGAUGUUUUAUAAGCACUUUCUAAACGUUGGAUUUCCAGUAGAAUCAUCCUUACACAAGGUAUUGGAUGAUCAUUUGGGUGCAGAAAUUGCCUCUGGGUCAAUCAAAACCAAACAGGAUGCGUUGAAUUUCUUAAAAUGGACAUUCUUUUUCCGUAGAGCAUAUCAUAAUCCAACAUAUUAUGGUAUUGAAGAAGACACUAGUGCUGCUGGAGUAAACAAGCACUUGAGCAAUCUUAUCGAUAAAACAUUGGAAAGCCUAUCUGAAUCACAAUGUGUUUCCAUCCAAGGCAAAAAAAUUAUUCCAACACCAUUCAUUAGCAUCUCAUCUUAUUACUAUAUUUCUCAUUUAACUGUGCGUAAAUUAUUAGAGCAGCUAUAUGAUAACGCUACUUUCCAAGAUGUUCUAAAAUGGUUAUCAAUGGCUGUCGAAUACAAUGAAUUGCCUGUUAGAGGUGGUGAAAUUAUCAUGAAUGUAGAAAUGUCAGCUCAAUCUAGAUAUUCUGUAGAAAGUACGUUUACUGGAGAUCAUGAGUUGCCGAUGUGGGAUCCACACGUUAAGGCGUUUUUGCUGUUACAAGCUCAUUUAAGCCGUGUUGAUUUACCAAUUGCUGAUUAUGUUCAAGAUACUAUAUCUGUAUUAGAUCAAUCUUUACGUAUCUUACAGGCGUAUAUUGAUGUUGCCAGUGAAUUAGGCUAUUUGGGCACUGUGAUGGCAAUGAUAAAAGUUAUGCAAUGUGUUAAGCAAGGUUGUUGGUAUGAAGACGACCCGAUUGGUCUGUUGCCAGGAAUGGAUCUGAAAAGACGAACAGAUAAAACUUUUAAUCAAAGUGGAUUUGCGGUCGAUAAUGUUGAGACAAAGAAAAAUCUUUUGGAUUUAGAUAAAAUUGGUAGGCUUGGAUUUAGCAAACUACAAAAUGUCAUGAAUAAACUAAAUGUUGCAGAAGAAGAGAGAAAAAACUUUUCAUAUGUGUGUCAGAGAUUGCCUGUUUUGAAUGACAUCAAAUUUGAUGAGCAAACGGAUUCUUCUAGUUUGACGUUGACUGCUAAGCACGCAUUCAACAAGACAAAUAGAGGUUUUGAGGUAUAUUGUGAUAAAUUUCCAAAGACUCAAAAAGAGCUUUGGUUUUGUAUUGGUUAUCAAGGGAAUGAAUUGUUAAUGAUCAAGAGAUGUCAGCCUAGACAGAAUGGGAAAGACGUUAGUAUCAUUUGUGAUUUAUUGAUACCCGAAGAAUUAGAGGUUGAGGAACUAAAUUUUGUAUUAAUCAAUGAUGCUUUGGAUUUGAAAUAUCAGUUAAGACAUAAACUGAUCGGCUCUUCAAAUUGA
Kazachstania africana CBS 2517 is the source of this 5889-nucleotide messenger RNA. RefSeq names its product RNA helicase (gene SLH1). The record is from RefSeq and is a predicted model, not a curated record. Bases 1 to 5889 code for a protein of 1962 amino acids. The transcript has a single exon. NCBI's taxonomy places the organism in Eukaryota, Fungi, Ascomycota, Saccharomycetes, Saccharomycetales, Saccharomycetaceae. Gene Ontology annotation, molecular function: ATP hydrolysis activity; ATP binding; nucleic acid binding.